Molecule: messenger RNA, 945 nt
Organism: Cucurbita maxima (winter squash)
Lineage: Eukaryota; Viridiplantae; Streptophyta; Magnoliopsida; Cucurbitales; Cucurbitaceae
Product: calmodulin-7-like
Exons: 2
Coding region: 143-592 (149 amino acids)
Molecular function (GO): calcium ion binding; enzyme regulator activity
Source: RefSeq, a predicted model, not a curated record
GUGGCCCAAUUUCACAACAUUUCCGGUUUUUUCUACGCCAUUUUGGAGAAAGACUCUCCAGAUCGACUUUUUUGCCUCUUUCUACAAAACCUCUGUGGAUUUGGAUUCUCGUUGAUAUUUUCUUCCUCCUCCGUCGACGACUAUGGCUGAGCAGCUCACCGAUGAUCAGAUCUCCGAGUUCAAGGAGGCCUUCAGCCUCUUCGACAAGGACGGCGAUGGCUGUAUCACCACCAAGGAGCUUGGGACUGUGAUGAGGUCACUUGGCCAAAAUCCAACCGAAGCUGAGCUGCAGGACAUGAUCAAUGAGGUGGAUGCUGACGGAAACGGAACCAUUGACUUCCCUGAGUUCCUGAAUUUGAUGGCUCGGAAGAUGAAAGACACCGAUUCUGAGGAGGAACUGAAGGAAGCCUUCCGUGUGUUUGACAAGGACCAGAAUGGUUUCAUUUCUGCAGCUGAACUCCGCCACGUGAUGACAAAUCUUGGUGAGAAAUUGACCGACGAAGAGGUCGAUGAGAUGAUUCGUGAGGCUGACGUGGAUGGUGAUGGCCAGAUUAACUACGAGGAAUUCGUUAAAAUCAUGAUGGCCAAGUGACAAAUGGAUCAAACGUGAAAGAAGAGAACCUAUAGAGGCUAAGAACCGAGAGAGAGGUUAGCACAACUGUGUUCCAUGGCACCUAUAUACCCAACUGGAACACUUUCUAUGUAGGACCCUUCUUCUUCUUCGUGUUACUAGCUUUACUUUGGUUCUUCUGUUAUCUUACUCUCUCUGUUUGCAUAAUUUAUGGUACUGUAUGCCGGUAUUGUUUGCUGUUUCCUUUUUCUUUUUCCUUUUUCAGUAGAUUAGAUAGUGGUGGAGUCUUCUAUUAAUAUUUGCUAUCUUCUUUUUGUGUUUGGGAAUAUCAGUUCAAGUACAUUUCAAUGAAUCCAUUUCUUUUUGCUCAUCAA